This is a messenger RNA of Fraxinus pennsylvanica, 1098 nucleotides long. The record is from the annotation of a GenBank genome assembly. NCBI's taxonomy places the organism in Eukaryota, Viridiplantae, Streptophyta, Magnoliopsida, Lamiales, Oleaceae.
AUGGCGGACGACGAUUCAAUCUGGGAGGAUGCACCAGAUUCUCCUUCAAAUACAUUAUCUUUCGAUAGGGCUCGGCACAUACACUUUUUGGAGAUGAUGUACCAACUGUUGCCAUCCCCAUAUCAAAGCCAAGAAAUCAACCGCCUCACUCUCGCAUACUUCGUCAUCACUGGCCUCGACAUCCUCGCCGCUCUUGAUUGCAUUGAAAAAGAAGCAGUAAUUCAUUGGGUUUUGUCAUUGCAAGCUCAUCCAAAGAAUGAGGUUGAAUUGAACAAUGGACAAUUUUAUGGUUUCCAUGGUUCUAGAAGCUCUCAAUAUCAUUUUACUGAUGAUGGGGUACAUGAACAGGUAGCAAUCCCCAAUGGAAGUCACCUGGCAAGCACUUACUGUGCCUUAGCCAUAUUAAAGACUGUUGGCCAUGAUUUAUCACUUGUUGACUCCAAAUCUUUAUUGGGAUCAAUGAGAAACCUUCAGCAGCCUGACGGGAGUUUUAUGCCCAUUCAUAUUGGGGCAGAGACGGAUCUCCGAUUUGUAUUUUGUGCAGCGGCAAUUUGUUCCAUGUUGAAGAACUGGAGUGGCAUGGACAGGGAGAAAGCUAAGAAUUACAUCACAAGUUGCCAGUCAUAUGAUGGUGGUUUUGGGUUGAUACCUGGUUCAGAAUCUCAUGGUGGUGCCACUUACUGUGCUGUUGCAGCUCUCCGACUGAUGGGAUUUAUUGAUAAAGAGAUACUGUCCAAAAAUGCAUCUUCUUGCACCAUAAAUGUGCCAUUGCUUAUUUAUUGGAGCUUGCAGAGGCAGGCACAAGAUGGGGGCUUUCAAGGUAGAACAAACAAGUCAGCUGAUACAUGUUAUGCCUUUUGGGUUGGAGGAGUUCUAAGGAUCUUGGGGGCAGAUAAAUUCAUUGAUGAGGGAGGUUUGCGUGAAUUUCUAUUAACAUGUCAAUCAGAGUAUGGUGGUUUCAGUAAAUUCCCGGGUUUGCUGCCAGAUCUUUACCAUUCUUAUUAUGGAUUUUGUGCAUUUAGUCUGUUGAAGGAACCUGAUGUCAAUGAUUUAUGUGUUGAACUGGGAAUAACAACUAUUGCGGCAAUUGGACUCUGA